CUUGUGUGGUGUCCAUCACCUCAGAUGCCUCACCAUCCCUGAAACUACGCGACGCCCACCACAUGUGAUCAGCCCCUUAAGCUGCUUUCACCUCACCUCGAAUGUUUGCCAUGCCGAUAAUCCCAGCGGGGUGUCUGUAUAAAGGAGCCUCUUGUUCAGGGCAAAAGGGAGGAAUGCUCUUCCAUAAGAAAAUUAGGGAGUUGACAGAGAUGUAAAGCCAAAGGUUUCCAAGAUUGCUUUUGUUUGGCCAAAUAUUGUGAGGUUUUGGGGUUGUUUUUGGAGGUCCUGGUGUUUAAAGUUAGUUAUUCAGCAGGUGGUCUGGUAGCAGCUGUAAAUAGAAAAGCAGCUUCUGUCCCCAGCCAGCUAUUGGCAUUUUAGAUUUUUUUGUUUCUUCUCCAGUCCUUGCUUACUCCUGUUUUAGCAAAUGUAACAGCAGAAUCAAGUCCCAUCCUGGGAUGAAAACCUGCAAGUUCAUCAGCCAAGAUGGAGCUUCAGUUUUGGCCUGAUUUGGUGUCUCUCUUGAAAAAGCUGAACGGUUGGAUGCUCUUGGUGGUUCUGGUCAUGUCUCUUUUGAUUAUUGACCUUGUGAAAAAGAGACGACCCAGGAAUUUCCCUCCAGGGCCGCAGCUCUUUCCUCUCGUGGGAACCUUUGUGGACUUUAAGCAGCCCCUCCAUCUUGCACUGCAGAAGCUUACAGGUCAGUAUGGGAACAUCUUCAGCGUGCAGUUUGGAAGUCUGACAUUCGUGGUGGUCCAUGGGUACCAGAUGGUGAGAGAAGCUCUUGUCCACCAGGCUGAAAUAUUUGCUGAUCGGCCAAAUAUUCCACUCCUCCAAGAAAUAUUUAGAGGCUUUGGGCUGAUAUCAUCCAAUGGGCACAUAUGGAGGCAGCAGAGAAAGUUUGCUUUAGCAACACUGAAAAGCCUUGCUGUAAAUUUUGAGGAAAAAGUGCAAGAGGAGAGUCGGUACCUCGUGGAGACAAUUGAGGAGGAGAAAGGACAACCCUUUGACCCUCAUUACAAAAUUAAUAGUGCUGUUUCCAACAUCAUCUGUUCCAUAACUUUUGGGAACCGCUUUGACUACCAUGACAACCGUUUCCAGGAACUGCUGCACUCCCUGGCUGAAACGCUGCUGCUCAUUGGAAGUUUCUGGGGCCAGCUUUAUAAUGCUUUUCCCUUGAUCAUGAGAUGGUUGCCAGGGCCCUUCAGGAAAAUCUUCAGGCACUGGGAGAAACUUCGAUAUUUUGUGAAAGGCGUGAUUGCAAAGCACAAGGAGGAUUUGGACCAGUCCGAGGCAGGAGAUUACAUUGACUGUUACCUGAAGGAAAUAGAAAAGUUUAAGGGUGACACCAGCUCCUAUUUCCAUGAGGAAAACCUGCUGUGCUCCACCUUGGAUCUGUUCUUAACUGGGACUGAGACAACAGCGACCGCCAUCCGCUGGGCUCUGCUCUACAUGGCCGCUUACCCCCACAUUCAGGAGAAAGUGCAGCAGGAGAUUGACGCCGUGGUUGGGCAGUGCCGGCAGCCCUCGAUGGCCGACAAGGAGAAGAUGCCCUACACCAGCGCCGUGCUGAGCGAGGUCCUGCGCAUGGGCAACGUGGUGCCACUGGGGGUGCCCCGCAUGGCCACCAGCGACACCACCCUGGCUGGCUUCCACCUGCCCAAAGGCACCACCCUGAUGACCAGCCUGACUUCGAUAAUGUUCGACAAAAACGUGUGGGAGACUCCAGACACCUUUAAUCCUGAACAUUUCCUGGAAAACGGCCAGUACAGGAGGCGGGAGGCUUUUCUGCCCUUCUCUGCAGGCAAGAGGGCUUGUCCCGGGGAGCAGCUCGCCAGGACCGAGCUCUUCAUUUUCUUUGUAGCCCUGCUGCAGAAGUUCACCUUCCAGGCCCCAGCAGCGGCCGCGCUGUCCUUCGCCUUCACGCUCAGCCUCACGCGCUGCCCCAAACCCUUCCAGCUCUGCGCCGUGCCCCGAGACUGAGCCGGGCCUGGGGCUGCCCCAGACCCCCACUGCAGCCUCACAAACUGGGAAAAUCCCUUCUCCUCACCACACCAGAGAUUCUGGGCUGAAAUGAUGGGCCCUGGAGGUCCAGCACCUGCCAGCAUCUGGGUGGCAGGGGAAGGGCACAAGGGCCUUGUCCUGCACACUGCAACGAACACAACCCUUGUGGCUCUUCCCUUCACCUCAUGCCUGCUCCCCGCUACCAAUCUGACAAAAUACAUGGAUUUAAAAGCCUUAUUACCUAAUUCCCACUGUCAGCAAUUCCCAGUAAGGUGUCUGCCAGCUGCAAAAGCAUGGCUUUUCCACAGGGAAUAUGUCCAUCACCCAGAGAUCACUUAGCAGCCCCUAAUGCUGCAGCACCCAAAUAGCGAAGGGCUCCUGAGGGGUCCCUGCUCAGAGGGAGCAGCUGGCCUUGCACACAAGCUCUGGACUUGUGGCUCAGCAUUGGAAUUUCAGUGGCCACAGGCAGUCCCCAGCCUCAGGUGGGUUUGGGCUCAGUGUGGUGGACACUCCCUGCAGCACCACAUUGCUGCUGUCUGAUGGAAAUCACAGAAUCAAGGAACAGUUUGGCUGGAAAGGGA
Messenger RNA from Parus major (Great Tit), 2582 nucleotides. RefSeq names its product cytochrome P450 2J2-like. Gene Ontology annotation, biological process: xenobiotic metabolic process. The transcript is spliced from 9 exons. Gene Ontology annotation, molecular function: iron ion binding; heme binding; oxidoreductase activity, acting on paired donors, with incorporation or reduction of molecular oxygen, reduced flavin or flavoprotein as one donor, and incorporation of one atom of oxygen. The record is from RefSeq and is a predicted model, not a curated record. Gene Ontology annotation, cellular component: cytoplasm; intracellular membrane-bounded organelle. Bases 484 to 1980 code for a protein of 498 amino acids. Lineage: Eukaryota; Metazoa; Chordata; Aves; Passeriformes; Paridae.